Didymosphaeria variabile is the source of this 3114-nucleotide messenger RNA. RefSeq names its product Chromatin structure-remodeling complex protein rsc9 (gene RSC9). The transcript is spliced from 4 exons. Gene Ontology annotation, molecular function: DNA binding. Gene Ontology annotation, biological process: regulation of DNA-templated transcription. Lineage: Eukaryota; Fungi; Ascomycota; Dothideomycetes; Pleosporales; Didymosphaeriaceae. The record is from RefSeq and is a predicted model, not a curated record. Bases 1 to 3114 code for a protein of 1037 amino acids.
AUGGCGCCCAAGGACAAACAGCCGCGCGAAGAAUCCGUUGAGCGCACCACUGAAUAUGAAGAGUUCCUGGACAAAUUAGCAGUAUACCACGAGAAAAGAGGGACCAUCCUCGACCGCGAACCCAAGAUCGGCAGUCGCCAUAUCGACCUGUUGCGCCUGUACAAGCGCGUCAACGACGAGGGUGGCUACGACAAGGUUUCGGAUACCAAGGGCAAUAAGCUUGCCUGGCGACGCCUGGCGGGCGAGUUCCUCCCUGGCAGCGCGAACCUAACCACACAAGCGUUCCUAAUCAAGACAGCUUACUACAAGAAUCUCGCUGCCUACGAGAUAUCGACUAUUCACAAGCGCGACCCGCCGCCCAAAGAGAUUCUAGAGGACGUGUCUGCAAAAGGCGGCGAUCUGUUGACCCGUACCACUGAGAACUACUUCCGUCCUCUUAGCAGGGAAACAGAACGAUUGCGCGGCGACGACGAGUCGGAAGAUUCGGAAGGCGACGGUGAAACGAAGACCCCGCGCGAAAACAAGAUGGACGUGGACGAUCCAGGUAGCCAGGGGCGACGCUCUCUUCGCCAUGCUCCGCCGCAGCGUGUCCUCUUCCAACCAGAGGUCUCGCGACGAGAGACCCGCCAAUCCACUGGCAAUAUCAACUCGCCUCAGCCCAAUGGCGUCUACGGGAGCAGCGGAGCUGCCAUGACUAUCGCCAACUACGAGCCGCGGACGAAUGUCCCUUCGAAUAUGAAACCCGUGAACACACCGUCGAACAAUCCUGAAUACUUUAAUCAACUGAAGAGAAAGUACAUCGUCAACAGGAAGAACAGGCCCGUGCCGCUUAAGGGCAUGAUGCUCCCUGGUACGGGGUUUCCUGGCCCAAACAUAUAUAUUAGGGCCCUGCAUGCGCUACAGUCAAAGGAGCCUGAAGAGGAGGCUUACGCUUUGCACCAUCUGGUCAAAAUUUCGCACGAACGUGGUGACAAGUAUCGCUUUGACCAAUUCCCUGGUUUGGCUGAGGCACUCAUUGAAAAGAUUAUACAAGCUGCGUCUUUGUACUACGACGUCCAAUGGGAGAUAUCGUAUGUUGAGGAAGAUCUUGACAACCCAAGCGUCUUGGACGGCCUUAGCGGGACCAAGGAUCUCUUGCGACGGAUACAAUCGCUGCGGACCUUGGACAGGCGAGACGAUCUAUUGCCGGAUGAAGAGGCGAAGUCUCUCAAUAUGAUCAACGAAGCAGCUCUCAUCUUACGAAAUAUGGUUAUGCUCCAGGAAAACGCCUUCCUUGUUUCAACGAUACCAUUGACGAAAGAUUUGCUUGUGAUCCUGCUUAAUCUGCCAAACCAUCCCACAGCGAACGAAUUGCAGCAUUAUGCGCUGGAGAUCGCGGAGCAAACAACAAAAUUUUGGGAUCUGGAAGCCCAGAGUCCCUUGUACCAAUCAUUACUUGCUCAAGUUGAUUGUGAUGAUCGUGGAAAGAUCAUAACAUCAUUAAGAGCGCUAGGCCGGAUCGCGAUGAACCUCGAGGCUACCAACAAGCUCACUGGUGCCCCCACAAAAAUCCUCAAGUCCAUCUGUGACUGGCUACUAGUCGAAGAUGAGGAGCUUCGGAUUGCUUGCCUGGAUUUCCUUUACAUUUUCACUGGCUUCGCCGAUAACGUCCAGAUACUGGUCGAUGAGAUAGACGUCGAAGUCCUCGUGAGCCAACUGGUUCGACUGCUUCAAUUUGGCGCUCAAGCUUUUGAAGAGCGCCGGAAUACCCCAAAGGCUUCAAAAUCUUUAUCGCAUGCGGAUGAUGCACCCAAGCUAUCUUCUGCCAUAAUAGAACAGCUGGUCGCUCUUGAUGAGCCCGAACGCAGUUCGCAGUGGCUACGAACGUGCUACGAGGAAGACUCCACAGGCGAGAUCACCCAGAUACAGCUGUGGACUGCGUACAACGCAGCCUUCUCAGAGAUGAUGCCGAACAACCCAUCUUACAAACAGCUCAUGCCGGCGAAGGACUUCAUUACGAAUGUGUCCACAACCUUUGUGGGUGCUCAAGCGCAAGUGAUCACAACAACCAGUCCACCAAAGUACACGAUCAAGGGCAUUCGCCCUCGCUCGGUUCCGGUGGACCCUGCAACCAAGAAACCCUAUCUGCGCUGCUGCUGGCAUCCGCCAAGCCUACUGAAUGGCGUCUCAGACAGCAAGCAUUCGACAGCGAAGAUCGAAUGCGGUGAGUUCACAUCUGGAGUCAAAGCCAUGUGGGAGCAUGUAGUGUCUUCGCAUUUCAAAGUACCGCGCGACGAGUCCGGAAAGUGGCUGUUAGAGCAAAAGCCGGACAUCAACAUGGAGAACGGUGAUGCGAUCAGCACUUCCAAAACAACCAAAUACUUCUGCCAUUGGGGUGGAUGCACACAUUUCAACCCUGACGGCACAGAGUCCGCUUAUGACGCGGGCCAGCAUAUCAAGACGCAUCUCCCUGAUACUGGCCUCUUACACGCCAUCCAUGCCAAGCAUAACCGUACGCCAUCAAACUCAGCACCGCUCACAACGUCCGCACAAGUCCGCCAUGAGAACUUUCAGCCGCAGUUCAGCCAGCCUGUGGGCCUAGGCAGCUUAGGCAUGGGGGCAAGGCAUAACGACAAAUUCGGACAUAGCGACCGGCCUGUUCCGACAGCUCAGAUGCCCGCUCAAACGCCCGCACCCAAUUUUAGGUAUUACAACACAGUGACCGAUGAGACGAGUGAUGCUGCAGGUCUCCCACUGUCAUCCAUUUUAGUCCUUCGAAACCUUGCACGCCAACUUGGAAAGCUCCCACCGCCCUCGUCUGUACACGAGAUUCCCGAUUCGCCUGCGCACAAACGCACGUUCAGCGAAUCGAGUCCAGAUCACCGACGAACCACUGGCGGGAAGAAGCCAAGGCUGAGCGACGCCGCGAGGGAGAAUAGAGAUCGAGAUAUUCUGAGGGACGAACAAGACGAGCAGGAAGCAAGAGCUGCUGGCUGGGUUCCCAGAGUCUUCACACCUGUGAAGGAACAGCUUGGAUUCGUAAUGGCGCACAAUUUGACACUGAGGAACUACAUGGGGCCGCUUUUCAGAGCCAUUGCUGAAGGCGGGGUAACAAAAGUCACUAGCAAUGCGUAG